Messenger RNA from Diachasma alloeum, 8087 nucleotides. RefSeq names its product AP-2 complex subunit alpha (gene AP-2alpha). Gene Ontology annotation, cellular component: AP-2 adaptor complex; membrane coat. The transcript has 9 exons. Lineage: Eukaryota; Metazoa; Arthropoda; Insecta; Hymenoptera; Braconidae. The record is from RefSeq and is a predicted model, not a curated record. Bases 148 to 2967 code for a protein of 939 amino acids. Gene Ontology annotation, molecular function: clathrin-cargo adaptor activity. Gene Ontology annotation, biological process: clathrin-dependent endocytosis; intracellular protein transport.
GCGACAGCCACUAAAUUCGUGGCACCGACUCGCGUUUAGUUAACGCCUCUCCCCUUUCCCCCCGGUGAAAAUUAACGCGAGCGUAAAGUUGGCGAUAAAAACACAAUUUUUCGAAUCGGUGGUCCUGUGCCGAAUAAAUAAAUCAAGAUGCCAGCGGUACGUGGAGAUGGCAUGCGUGGACUCGCUGUAUUUAUUUCGGACAUAAGAAAUUGCAAGAGCAAAGAAGCUGAGAUUAAGAGGAUAAACAAAGAAUUGGCAAAUAUACGAAGCAAAUUCAAAGGCGAUAAAACACUCGAUGGAUAUCAGAAGAAAAAAUAUGUCUGCAAACUACUGUUUAUUUUCCUUCUCGGCCAUGAUAUUGAUUUUGGACACAUGGAGGCUGUUAAUCUGCUGUCCUCCAAUAAGUACUCAGAAAAGCAAAUCGGAUAUCUCUUCAUAUCGGUCCUAGUAAACACAAACAGCGAUCUCAUAAAACUCAUAAUUCAGAGUAUCAAGAAUGAUCUCGGCUCACGUAAUCCUAUCCACGUGAAUCUGGCAUUGCAAUGUAUCGCCAAUAUUGGUAGUAAGGAGAUGGCUGAAGCCUUUGGCAAUGAAAUUCCGAAACUCCUGGUUUCUGGAGACACAAUGGACGUGGUGAAGCAGAGUGCAGCCCUCUGCCUCUUACGCCUCCUGCGAACAGCUCCGGACGUAGUGCCAGGUGGUGAAUGGACUUCGCGCAUCGUGCACCUCCUGAACGAUCAGCACCUCGGUGUAGUAACAGCAGCAGCCUCCCUGAUCGACGCACUAGUAAAACGAAACCCAGAGGAGUACAAGGGCUGCGUGAGCCUAGCAGUCUCCCGACUGAGCAGAAUCGUCACAUCAAGUUACACAGACCUGCAGGACUACACCUACUACUUCGUGCCAGCGCCCUGGCUCUCAGUAAAACUCCUCCGACUCCUCCAGAACUACACUCCCCCAGCAGAGGACCCAGGUGUCCGAGGGCGACUAAACGAAUGCCUAGAAACGAUCCUGAACAAAGCCCAGGAGCCCCCAAAAUCCAAAAAAGUCCAGCACUCAAACGCCAAGAACGCAGUUCUCUUCGAAGCCAUCAGUCUGAUCAUCCACAACGACAGUGAGCCAAACCUUCUAGUGCGAGCUUGCAAUCAGCUCGGUCAGUUCCUCUCUAACCGAGAGACGAAUCUUCGUUACUUGGCUCUAGAAUCCAUGUGUCACCUGGCAACAUCAGAGUUCUCCCACGAGGCUGUCAAGAAGCACCAGGAGGUAGUCAUCCUCUCCAUGAAGAUGGAGAAGGACGUCUCAGUGCGCCAGCAAGCAGUGGACCUGCUCUACGCCAUGUGUGAUAAGAGCAAUGCAGAGGAGAUUGUCCAGGAGAUGCUGAAUUAUCUCGAGACAGCUGACUACUCCAUCAGAGAAGAGAUGGUACUCAAGGUUGCUAUUUUAGCUGAGAAAUACGCGACAGAUUACACGUGGUAUGUCGAUGUUAUUCUGAACCUGAUUAGGAUAGCUGGAGAUUAUGUUUCUGAGGAGGUCUGGUACAGAGUCAUUCAGAUAGUCAUAAAUCGAGACGAUGUUCAGGGUUAUGCUGCCAAGACUGUCUUCGAGGCUCUCCAGGCACCUGCCUGUCACGAGAAUAUGGUCAAAGUUGGUGGCUAUAUUCUUGGAGAAUUCGGGAAUCUCAUUGCUGGUGAUCAGAGGUCAUCACCAGCUGUACAAUUCCAACUUUUACAUUCCAAGUAUCAUCUCUGCUCACCCAUGACGCGAGCCCUGUUGCUGUCUACGUACAUCAAGUUUGUGAAUUUGUUCCCGGAGAUCAGGAGUCCCAUUCAGGACGUGUUCAGGCAGGAUAGUAAUUUGAGAAGUGCUGAUGCUGAAUUGCAGCAGAGGGCGUCUGAGUACCUCCAGUUGAGCAUCAUUGCGUCGACGGAUGUGCUGGCCACUGUUUUGGAGGAAAUGCCUGCCUUCCCCGAGAGGGAAUCGUCCAUCUUGGCGGUGCUGAAGAAGAAGAAACCUGGAAGGGUGCCUGAGAAUGAGGUCAGGGAGAGCAAGAGCCCAGCGCCGAAUACCAAUCAUCAUGUCGAGGUUCCUUCGGCCAUUUCUGUGGCUAAUGUCAAUAAUUCUUCGGCGGAUUUGUUGGGACUCUCGACGCCUCCUUCUUCACAGCCUACUAGUAAUACUGGAGUGCUUCUGGAUGUUCUUGGGGAUAUUUAUAAUAUGCCGAACAAAGUUGGCGCUUCCAAUGGUGCACAAAAUACGUAUAAUCCGAAAAAGUUCGUCUGUAAAAACAAUGGAGUUCUCUUCGAAAACGAUUUGAUCCAGAUCGGUGUAAAAUCAGAAUUCAGGCAGAAUCUCGGACGCAUUGGUUUGUUCUACGGCAACAAAACGCAGUAUGCACUUAAUAAUUUUGCUGUACAGUUGUCCUGGUCGGAAGAGGACCAAUUGAAGCUCGCUGUGCAGGUUAAACCUGUUGAUCCGGUGCUGGAGGCUGGUGCUCAGAUACAACAGAUGAUCAAUGCUGAGUGUAUCGAUGAUUACAACGAUACACCUGCCAUGCUCAUAUCGUUCCUAUGCAAUAAUGUGCCACAGAAAAUAACGAUGAAAUUACCACUGACGAUAAAUAAAUUCUUCGAACCAACGGAAAUGAAUGGGGAGUCCUUCUUCGCUAGAUGGAAGAAUCUUGGAGGUGCAAAUCAGCAGCGUUCACAGAAAAUCUUCAAAGCCCAAACGCCCAUGGACCUCCAGCAGGUGCGCACUAAGCUCCAGGGCUUUGGAAUGCAGCUGCUGGACGGCAUCGAUCCAAAUCCCGACAAUUUCGUAUGCGCUGGAAUUGUCCACAUGAGAGCACAACAGGUCGGCUGUCUUCUGCGCCUGGAGCCCAAUAAACAAGCACAGAUGUUCCGGUUAACAGUGCGUUCCAGCAAAGAGUCAAUGUCAAUAGAGGUAUGCGAUCUCCUGGUGGACCAAUUUUAAUGCGCCCCUCAGGUACACAACGAGGACACAGAAACAUUAACUCACGAGUGUUCUGUUAAUUUAUGCAACCCUCAAAACCCCGUGGGGACCUUACUGUUCGUUCUCAACGUACAACGAGGACACUGUUGUUGAUAUUACCUCGGUGAUGUAUCCGCAUGUACCCCAAGAUUAUACUCAUGACGGCACAUCACGUGCAUAAGGCAUCUUUAAUCAUCCCGAGCCUGAUAAUUCGAGAUAAUUCAAGAUGUAAUGAUUGAUGACGACAUUGUUGAUGAAGAAAUGAACAAAAUAUCUGUUACCUUUGGUGAAUGAGAAUAUCACACUUAGCUGAAAAGACGAAGAUUGGCUACCAAGGACAGUAUUAAGUCCAGAAUUUAAUUCUUACUAAUUUUUGUAUUGAUUCAGUUGAUAAGUGUCGCUCAUCCCUCUUUUGUUUUUUAUUUUUUAAUUCUCCCACCGUGAAGCACUGAGGAAUGACUAGAGUAGGUCCAACGAGUUAUAAUUAUUUUAAUUGAUAGAAAUCAGUAGAUUUACUUCUGUGAGUCUUCCUAGCUGUGCUCUGCGGUCUGUCUUCUCGCUGUAUGUCUCGUUUUCUCACCUUAUUUCUUACAUUAUCUGUUGCCUGAACGCCCCUGUGUCGAGAACGAACGUGUGGGCUUUUACCUCUCCCUGGGCGUGACGAUAAUAGCUGUACAAUAUCAAUAUUCGUUUAUCCCUAAGUCCAAUGUUAUUUAAUGAAGCUCAAAAAUGAAGAAUUUUUUUUUUCAUGAAUCUGAAGGCUCACGCCCUAGAUUUUUCUUUUGUCACUGUCACUAGAAAUUUUUUCACUGAUUUAUCAGUCGAUUGAGUGUGCAGAAUUAUUUUAGGGCUUGCAGAAAAUGGUGGAAGGUGUCAGAAUGAUACGAGUCGUUACUUUUUUUAUUCUAUUUUUAAUUUCAAUGAAUUUUUUCCUUCGGUUCUCUUGGAGGGAUAUGAUUAAAAUGUCUCACUGCAGUGAAAAUGAAUGAUAAUCCAAUUGUAAAGGUAGUAUCAUAAUUGUAAAUAAAUGUCACCCUGAUUGUUGAUGGCAGUUGACGUAAGAGAUUAUUAAUGAGAAGAAUAUGCGAGUAAAUUCGUAAAUUUAUGGAGAAACUAUCCCCGCUGAAACCUGUCGCUACCCUUCUUUUUUGAAUUUAUUUUUAUAAUUUUUUUUCUUCGUUGCUGCACUGUUAAAUGCUCUAUGAGUGUCUGUCGUAAUUCCCCCGAUCCCCCGCCCCAAGGUGUAUGUAUAUUAUUUUAUUCACCCGUGGAAUCUGUAAAAAUUUGUUUGUAGACAUUCACUUUCAUAUCAGUCAGAGAAAUUAUAAAAGAAUUAUAGCGUAGCUUAAAAUAAUUCAGUGAAUUAGGUUUUUUUUUCUUAAUUUCGAUCAUCAUUGAGGGUAAGGAAAUUAUGGGAUACUGAGGAGGUUUUGAUUUUAUUUUUAAUUGUUAUUAAUAUGAGCUCCACAUCCGGUGGAGAACCGGUUCGACAGGACGUUAAAGUGAAUCUCAACGAGUCAUUAUAUGAUAAUCAACUUUCUUCAGUAUCCAAAGAAACUGAUAACAAAAAAAUUGAAUAUUAAAAUUCAAUCAACGUGAAUAAAUGAACUCAUGCUUUACAGAGUUUCUCAAAAUAAUUUGUCUUUUGAACAUUCAAAUGAUAAUUUUUGAUUGAAACUUCGAGAAACCUUUAUUGUACAAAGGAUUUAGAGAAAAAUGGUGAGAUAAAAAUCCAAAAAGGGAAUAAUGCUCGAAUCAUUAGACUAUGCCUCGUCAUAUAUUCACAAGAAAUAUAAAGAAGUAUAUAUGUACCAUGAAUUCGUAUAUAUAAAAGUCUAAAGAGAAUCAUGAAUACGAGAGUGAGAGGAGGAUAAAUGGUAAAAAUCGUGCUAAAAUAUCCAAAAGAAAGCCUUUGUCUUAAUUCCUUGUAUAUGUUGCGUUAUGUUUUUCCCCCUAUUAGUUUCAAAUUCAGUUUCUCCAUUAUACUUGCAAUAAAAAUGAAUUUAUUAUCGCCAAACUGUAAACGAGCGAAUAAUUUCUGUGUAAUUAUUUGAAUUAUUUUUUAUCGUCGAGCCCCAUGUACAUGUAUGUUUGUAAGACAUUAUUGAUUUAUAUUAUUAAACAAUAUAAUAUCUCAUACACAUGUUGCAUUGAUUCAAAAACACUUCCACGAUUAUCCAAACGAAGUCAUAAAUAUCAAUAUAGUCAGACAUAUAUCUCCAGAGUAAAACGGCCUCACGGGGUACUAUUGUUACCAUUCAGCCCGAUAAUAAUAGUAGUUUUAAUGGGACAAUUGAUAUUGAAAAAUGAGACAAAAUAAUAUGAACGAAAUUGUGUGUUUAUGAUGUAAAAUCGUGUGUUUACAGAAAAGUCGUACAUUAGUCCUUAAAAACUAAACUCGUACAAUUUGAAAGUGAAAUAAGACUGCCCGUUCACAUUGAAUUCAUAAAAUAAUUACACGCUUGACAUUUCUAUUAUUUAGAAUGAACGAACAUAGAGUACUGUUGAAAAUUUCUGUUUAAAGUUUCCAAUACGAGAUUUUUUUAAUUCAAGCCAAACCUCUGAAUAUCCAGGAUUGCAUUCAAAAUUGCCGGAAAUAAAGUAAUAUUACAGAAAACGCAACUUGUUUUAUUGUUGAUGAUGAAAAUGAAGAAACCUCAAUGCAGAUGUUUCUUCAGUUAGCUACAACUUCACAAUUUAUCAGCAUUUCUCCUCCAACUUUCAUAUCUGAUCUUGUUAUUCAACCAGGAAUUUUUAUGCAACGGACUAAAUUGAAACUUAAUAGCCUUACCGACUGAAACUUCUCAUAAAAUAUUCAAAGUUGCCUUGCAUUCCUGCCGGUAAACUAAUGAAAUGUUAUUGCAAUAUCAGAAAAUCGGACGAAGUCUUCAGUUUUCCUGAACAAUCCCGUAUGAAUAUUCAAUGCUGCUGUAUUAGUUACGUGCAUUUUAUUGCGAUUCCCUGUGGAAAUCUGAAAAUUCGUAUACACACUGAGAGAAAAAAUUACUUUUGACAAAGAUGAUUUCCUUCGUACAAGAAAAUAUUCUCUUGCCAAUUUCUAGAAUCGUGAAAUCUCCUGCUAAAUAAUGGAUUGUAAUUGUAAUUGUAAUAAAUAAUUGUGCUCACACUGAGAGAAAGAAGUCUUUCAACAGAAUGAGAUUCUCGGCUCCCGAGAAAAUUUUCAAGUGUUAGCAUAACACUAGAAUGAAAUAAUCUAGAUUUUAACACUAGAAUUGAAUAAUCUAGAAUUUAAUGGAUUGAGAGAAUUCACACUUUGCCGAUCUGAUCACUCAACAUCUACCCCUCAGGAAUUCUUGUUUUGAACGCAUGACCAACACUUUCCUUAUCAGUUCAAGUGUACAGAAAAUUGAUCUCAAGUUUUGCGCUCUUUGUGCAAGAUUUUAUGUAGUCAAAGUCCUGAUGAAAAAAAAAUUCUAGAUAUAACGCAAACUACAUGAAUUUAUGGGAAGGACAUAAUUUCUAGUAUUGAGAGCGCUUAAAAAUUCUCUCGGGACAAGAGAAUCGCAUCCUGUUGGAAAACUUGUUCUGUCAGUCUGAGAACGAAAUUAUUCAUCAGGAGACUGCACGAUUUUUAAAAUUGACAAGAGAAUAUUUUCUUCUGUAUUAUCCCCGGGCUAUCUACUCGGCCAAACCUUACAUAUUCUUAAGGAAUACAUUACAUGGAAAGCAGGAUGCUAUAUACUAUCCUUCAACUUUUCGGACCUCUAUAUGAGGGAAACAAUGAAUUAAUUAUCAAUACACAAUUUAAAAAAUUCGGAGGCACACGGACUUGAACUCGUUUUGGAUAUAAUUAAUAAUAAUUAAUUAUUUGUUGAUAAUUAAUUAAUUGUUUUCCUCAUACACAGGAUAAUUUCCAUGUAAUUUGUACCUUGAAAAUAUCCAAGGUUUGACCGAGUACAUAGCCCGGGGAUAAUACAGAAUGUAAAUAUAUCGAUGGAAAAUAACAUCUUUCAUUGUAAUGAAUAUUUUCUUGUAUCAAGUAAACCUUCUUUGUCAAAACUAGUUUUUUCUCUCAGUGCGCCGUGAAUUUGAAGCACUUUUAUCGAAAACUUCAUUUAGAAAUUUUCACCAGUGGUAGAAAUAUCUCGCUCACGCUCGCAGUCGAAUUAACAAAUUGAUAAUAAUUAAUAAGCGUUCAGCUUUCACCUUGCCUGCCACACCCUUAUCGCCCUAAUUUCUCCACUGCUGGCUCAACACAAAACGCUCUCAUACAAUUGUCACGACAAUACUUCAUUAAUAUCAUUCUCUGAAACCAUCUGGAUCAGCCUGCUCGACAAUUGUACGAGAUGAAACAAUGGAAAUAUCGUUUGAUGAUGAAUAAACUCUCCCUCGACCGCCUGUUUUAUCGAGGUCGCCGAACCAAAUAUAAUAACUAUGUUAUAUAAUUAAAUAAUUGGAUAAAUCCUAAAGUAUAUAUUACACUUAAAACUAAUCUACUCGACACUGAUCACUAGCUUACGCUUUAUUUACGUCUCUGAGAUCCUUGGAAAUUUCUCACAUGACAAAUGAGACAAAUUCAAAACAAAAAUUAUUACGACAUAAUAUUUUAUCAAUAAUUGGCACUAUUGUAGAGAUUAGCUUUCAUUAACAAGAAUGAUUAUCAUCUCAGUGAAACUGGUAUGCCAUGAUUUUGCACUUGUUAACGGAACCGCAAAUGAUGAAUUAAUUUUUUUGGUCCAAAUAAAUCCACAGAACGAAUUAAACGAAUCAUUAUCAUUAAAACUAUUGAUAAAACCGUACGUAUGAGCUGAGAAAAUGUCUUUGGUUAUAUACAAGAAAAUUGUAUAUGUGAUCAACUAAAUAUAUACAAAAAGAUAUAGAUAAAAGUUAAAAAAUAAAAACAAAAUGAAGAUAAUAUAAAUAUAUAUAUACUGCGAGUGCAAAGUUAGGAUUCUGUACAUGUUUAUUUCUGAGCGCAGGAUGCAUUGAGUUUUAGACGUUUUUUUAGUUUAGAUGAUUGAUGCGAACGAAUGACGAGUAUUAUUGUGAAUUCGAUUGGGCUUCGAGAUCUAUUGUGAUUUGAAAUAUCAAAUUGUAUUCCCAGAUCGAAUAAAUAUAUAUGUACAACUGCUGUUAAGAAA